This is a messenger RNA of Centruroides sculpturatus (bark scorpion), 836 nucleotides long. RefSeq lists its product as uncharacterized. NCBI's taxonomy places the organism in Eukaryota, Metazoa, Arthropoda, Arachnida, Scorpiones, Buthidae. The coding region runs from base 1 to 732 and encodes 243 amino acids. Gene Ontology annotation, molecular function: RNA-DNA hybrid ribonuclease activity; nucleic acid binding. The transcript has 2 exons. The record is from RefSeq and is a predicted model, not a curated record.
AUGUUGAGAACAAAUAGCAUUGAAUUUUCCCACUUUUCUGCGGAGUUGCAGGCUAUUUACUCAGCCUUAAAGCAUAUAAAUCGGAAAGGUCAUCGUAGCUGCGUGAUUUACACUGACUCAGUUAGUGCACUCCAGGCUUUGCUCUCGUAUGAAUUUAGUUCUCACUCUCUAGUUAUUAAAAUUCAGAAACUAAUUUGUCAUCUCAUUACAAGAAAUUUAUUUGUGAAGUUCUGUUGGGUCCCAGGCCACGUGGGUAUAAGAGGUAAUGAAGAAGCUGAUACAGCUGCUAAGUCAGCAAGCCCUCCACAGCAUACAAUGCGUAUUGAAGGAGGUGAUUUGAAGCUAGUUGUUAAAAAACGACUAGCCGAGAGAUGGCAAAUCAUGUGGAAUGCACAAAUCCACAAUAAACUUUACGAGAUCAAACCUUUGGUAGAAAAUUGGACACAUAAUAGGCAAUAUGAUAGGAGAUCUGAGGUUAUCCUUACUCGUCUGAGAAUUGGACACACUCGACUGACUCAUCAAUACCUUUUGAAGGGAGAUGACGAACCAGUAUGUCAGCACUGCAACUGUGCUGUAAGUGUUAAACACAUAUUUUGCAACUGUGUUGCUUCUGAUCAGAGUCGUAGACAGCAUUUCGGAAAUGCAAGCCUUAGAGACAUUUUGGGCCAGAGGCCAAAUCUGGAUAAUAUACUGGACUUUCUAAAAGUCAUUAAUAUGUAUAGGGAAAUCUGAUGAAUUAAUUAUUGUACAGUUUUAUUUACGUUGAGUUGCAUAUAUAAAUUAUUGUAUAUAUAUUUUGUUGUUGUUUGUUUAUUUAUUUUUGUUGUCGCUUAUUU